Molecule: messenger RNA, 1008 nt
Organism: Exaiptasia diaphana
Lineage: Eukaryota; Metazoa; Cnidaria; Anthozoa; Actiniaria; Aiptasiidae
Product: ATP-dependent DNA helicase PIF1
Exons: 4
Coding region: 1-1008 (335 amino acids)
Biological process (GO): DNA repair; telomere maintenance
Molecular function (GO): DNA helicase activity
Source: RefSeq, a predicted model, not a curated record
AUGACUGUUCACUCUUUCCAUGGCUUAAGAACUGCUGAUUUACCCUCUAAAUCACUAGUAGAAAGGUCAACCGGUAGCAAUCUAGUGUGUGAGCGAAUAAAGAACGCCGAUACUCUUAUAUGGGACGAAAUUUCCAUGUCCAGUGAGCGCAUUUUCCAUCUGKCAAACAUGAUUCAUCUCGACGUCAACGGUGGAAAAACUGUCCUUCGUCCAUUCAACGGCAUYCAGCUGAUACUAGUUGGCGAAUUUUUACAACUCAGACCAGUACCAAGGUACAUCGACCCAGGUCAUUUUAUGUUUAACUCGCCUAUUUUCAACAAGGCAAUAACUCAUCRGUUUGAAUUGUUGUCAAUAAUGAUACAAAACGACCAGGAUGAAUCAUUCAGGAAAUGUCUAAAAGAGGUGAGAGAAGGUUGGUGUUCGCCUGAAACAGAAGCAUUCUUCAAAAGUCUCAAACGAAGAUUAUCCCCUGACGAUGAUGCCAAUGCCCUUCACAUUUUMUUCAAGAAGAUAAAUGCACAAGUCUUCAAUCGAAGUAAGCUCGAUGAAUUGCCAGGAAAUGAAGAAGGAUAUCCUGCCAUAGAUACAGGCAAUACAACCAACAUGUCAUGUCCAAGUGAGCCACUCCUGGUAUUAAAACCUGGUUGCAAAGUUAUGUUGACAUGGAACAAGAGCACCCAUCUAAUCAAUGKUACGGCAGGAACAUACAUUGGACAGGCAGAUGACAAUCACCUUAUGGUUCAUUUUUCUAAGUUGGCAGGUAUUGCAGGAAAACUUCACAUGUUGCCGAGUAAAGUACUGAGUCGUGAUGACAUCGAAAUUGUGGAUGGUUUCUACAGCCAUGAUGUUGAAGAUGAAGAUGCAGAUUGGCAGGGAGUAGAAGAUGCAAAAAGUCCAGCAUUGCUCUUGCGACUAAUUGUGGUCUGCCCGUACCGAAUGGCAUUUUGUGCCAUCUCUUGCAGUCUCCAAGUGGGAUUGUUGUUCUGCCCAUUGCAUGCUCUCACCUGA